UUUUUUAACAUUUCUGAUCAAGAUCCGAGUUGGCCUUCUCAUUUUGGCGUAGAUUUUUGGUUAAAGUCUUCCUAUGACAUAUCCUUUCUCAGAUUUCAAGUACUCUGAUGGCCUCACUGUAGUUGGUAUCUCCUUCUGCACAGCUAUUGUUUGUGAGGCUAUCUCAUGGGUUCUUAUCUAUUGGACCAAUUCUUACAAAAAUCUUCGGUCCUCCAUUGACAAGGCCUCCAAGAAACUUGAGACCAUGAAGACAGACAUCAAUAAAAUCAACAUCAAGAAGUCCAAGACCAAAAAGAUUGAUCGUGUUGAGACAAGCCUCAAAGAAUCGAGUCGUGAUCUGUCUCUCUUCAAGUUCAAGUCUGGGGGUGUGGUGGCUUUGGUUCUCUUUGUAGUCUUUGGAUUGCUGAAUUCACUCUUCGAAGGCAAGGUAGUUGCCAAAUUGCCCUUCAAACCUUUUGGGCUUAUUAUGAAGAUGAGCCAUCGAGGGUUGCAGGGUAAUGAUCCCACUGAUUGUUCCAUGGCAUUUCUGUACUUCUUGUGUUCCAUUAGCAUCAGAACAAAUUUGCAGAAGUUCUUGGGUUUUGCACCGCCCAGAGGUGCAAGUGUUGGCCUCUUUCCCAUGCCUGAUCCAAAGACCAGUUGAUUGGGCUUAACAGUAUCUGAACUUGUUGUCUCUG
Vigna angularis (adzuki bean) is the source of this 677-nucleotide messenger RNA. RefSeq lists its product as uncharacterized. Gene Ontology annotation, molecular function: calcium channel activity. Gene Ontology annotation, cellular component: cytoplasm; endoplasmic reticulum membrane. Lineage: Eukaryota; Viridiplantae; Streptophyta; Magnoliopsida; Fabales; Fabaceae. The record is from RefSeq and is a predicted model, not a curated record. Gene Ontology annotation, biological process: endoplasmic reticulum calcium ion homeostasis. The transcript has a single exon. The coding region runs from base 74 to 643 and encodes 189 amino acids.